GCAGAACUCGUCGUUCUUUCCUUCCGAGCCUUUCUCCGCCAUAUAGCGAGUUUAGCCGGGAGUCCGUGACGUCAUCGGAGGUCAUGUGGUCCGCAAUCCAAGAUGGCUUCCUCCCUGUGAGGUGUUUGUGAUCGGGAGACAAGCGAUGAUCGGCUCGCCGGAUCUAGUGGCGUUCACCCGGGACGAGGAGUAUGAGUCCCCCCUGCAGAGCUCGCCGGGGCUGCCGGAAGAGUACUCGGUGCCGCUCUUCCCGUACUCGGAGGCGGAGAGCAGCCCCUGGUCCCGGCUCUCCGGGGCCAAAUUCAGUCGGGACUUUAUCUUGAUCUCGGAGUUCUCGGAGCAGGUGGGGCCGCAGCCUCUGCUCACCAUCCCGGAUGACCCCCGGGUCCGAGGAGCCUUCGACCUUAACUACUUCUCCCUCCGCAUCAUGUCGGUGGAUUACCAGGCCUCCUUUGUGGGUCACCCCCCGGGAUCCUCCUACCCCAAGCUCAACUUCGUGGAGGACUCCAAGGUGGUGCUGGGCGACUCCAAGGAAGGGGCCUUCGCCUACGUGCACCACCUGACGCUAUACGACCUGGAGGCGCGAGGCUUCGUGCGCCCAUUCUGCAUGGCGUACAUCUCCACCGACGAGGACAAGAUCAUGGCGCAGUUCCUGGAGCUCUCCGGCGACUUCUCCAAGGCCUCCGACUGCCUGAAGACCGGAAACCGCAAAGCCUUCGCCAACGAGCUGGAGAAGAAGCUGAAGGACCUGGACUACACCCGGGCGGUCCUGCUGAGCGAGAUGGAGGAGCAGCAGAAGACCGACCACCAGGGCUUCUACACCACCCAAGCCAUAGAGAAGGCCAAUGAGCUGGCCAACGUAGAGAAGUCCAUCAUCGAGCACCAAGACCUGCUGAGACAGAUCCAGUCCUACCCCUACAGACACCUCAAAGGAGAAGACUACCAGCCGUACGUGCCCGAUGUUGACUCCGAACCGGUUGCUGAUGCAGAACCUGAUGCCGAUGGUGUUGAGGAGACAGAAGUCUACACUCCCAGGCCAUCCUACACGCCCAAGUUCAUCAAAGCAAAGUCCUCAAAGUGCUUUGAUAAGAAACUGAAGACCUUGGAGGAGCUGGUGGACAUCUACUUCUUCACGCAGACUGUAGACCUCCUGACCGCCAUUGAGAGGCGCUAUAGGGGCGACGUCAGCUAUUUGAUCAUGAGUCACCUGGACAAGACCCUCUUAGCGCAACAAGCCAUUGCCAACUUUCUCUUCGAGGACGUCUCCACUUGGAAUCCUAAACCGAUGGACAGGCAGUACUCAGACAACUUGGGAAACCGACGGAACACGCCGAAGUUUGCAGAAGAACAGGAAGGUUUGAACUUGAAGCCUUCGCCCAGCAUGGAGUCCUACAAGUCCAGUGUGGAAUCCGUCCCCAUUAAAAUCGAGCAGGAACUGUACGAGGAAGACCCCGACCGGGAUGUGACAAGUAACACUGAGGGUCUCGAGGCGGAUACCAAAGGGAGUGUGAGCAGCGGCGAGAGCAUCGAGGUGUUGAGGACCGAGAAGUCGACGUUGCUCGUCCAUUCCGAGAGCCAGCCGUGCUUGAGGCCUUCCACGAGUCCACAGCCGAGAAGGAAGGCGGGGAGCCGGAGGACCAUCAGCGAGGACAGCAUUGAGGUCCUCAGCACUUGCACUUCUGAAACUGUGAUUCCUGAAGACUUUCGAGGCGCUUACCAAAUAGCCAUUAAUGAAGAAGAGGUAGAUGAAGGUGCCAUUGAAUUUGGUGCUGGCGAUAAAGCCAAUGAGGGGGACGUGACAGUGGACCCUGCCUGUUGCAUAAGGGCGGAUAGUCCUAACGUUGACGAGCUAGCUGCAGAUCAUGUACCGGAUGGUGGUGAUGUUGUAGUUAGCGUUCCGCCACAGCCCGGUGAGCAUGUGAGCCAGACGUUCGGGCAGGUAAAGUUCUCGGUAGAGCACGUGGACGACCCAUUGGGGGAAGUCUCCUCCUCCCCUCCCCCAGAGUCCAACUACUUGCUGAGCCCCAGGGACACUGAGAAGAUGACUCUGGGUGAGGACUCUACUAGCUACCGGAGCAGUGCCUCCACCUGCUCUGACAGGACGCCUUCCCCUCCCCCCAUUACCACCGUUACCGUGCGCCAGAAGAGAAAAGCCGGCCAAAACGCCCUGAUGUUCAUCCGGCAGUACCCCUUCUCCCAUCCCGCCAUUUACUCUCUCCUCAGCGGGAGGACCCUCGUGGUGUUGGGCGAAGAGGAAGCCUUUGUGAAAAAACUGGUGACGGCUUUGUCUGUCUUUGUCCCAAACAAUGGACAUGUUGCCAAACCGAUCAAGCCAUGGCUGACCUCCCCGCUGCACGUCAUGGACUUCCAGAAGUGGAAACUGAUCGGACUUCAGAGGCCUUCCUCCAGCAGCUCCUUGGCCUCUCCCAGGAGGACAGUAAGAUCGUAGAAUACCUCUCGGAGCUCCUCAAAAUGUAUUACCUAAGGGAAUCGGGGACGCAGCUGCUUCCUGUGCUCAGAUUUGACUAUAUCCCCAGCGUUUUAUACAAGAUUUGAUGUCUUCCCCCCCCCCCCUAUAGACACCUGUGGAUGUAUAAAACUUCACAGCAUGGUAGGUCUGCACUGCGGCCCACAGAAGGAUCCGGAGGGGUCAUCUUAUCUUUUGCCUUUUUUGUUUGUCACUUGUUUCUACUACUGAGGGCCUAAAACCGUUUUCUACAACCUGCGACACUCCGGCUGUUGCGAAACUACAACUCCCAGUAUGCCUGGACAGCCAACGGCUGUCCAGGCAUGCUGGGAGUUGUAGUUUCGCAACAGCCGGAGUGUCACAGGUUGGAAAUCGCAGACCUAGACUGAGAGGCGUUGAAUGGGACACUAACCUUAAAAUCUAAUUGUCUUGCAGGUAAAUCUAUUCCAUUGUUCUCUGUUAUCAGCCACAGAGACCGACUGUACCCCCCCCCCCCCCGUUCACCACAUUGUCACUUGUUGGGACAAUAUCAUCCAUAGGUGUGACUGAUAUCAGGUGCUGGAGUUUAUGCACUUUUAAAGGGAAUAAAAAAA
Molecule: messenger RNA, 3060 nt
Organism: Hyla sarda
Lineage: Eukaryota; Metazoa; Chordata; Amphibia; Anura; Hylidae
Gene: SMCR8
Product: SMCR8-C9orf72 complex subunit
Cellular component (GO): guanyl-nucleotide exchange factor complex
Molecular function (GO): GTPase activator activity
Source: RefSeq, a predicted model, not a curated record